Messenger RNA from Tarenaya hassleriana, 1666 nucleotides. RefSeq names its product pachytene checkpoint protein 2 homolog. The record is from RefSeq and is a predicted model, not a curated record. Gene Ontology annotation, biological process: reciprocal meiotic recombination; meiotic recombination checkpoint signaling. The coding region runs from base 72 to 1517 and encodes 481 amino acids. Lineage: Eukaryota; Viridiplantae; Streptophyta; Magnoliopsida; Brassicales; Cleomaceae. Gene Ontology annotation, cellular component: chromosome; nucleus. Gene Ontology annotation, molecular function: ATP binding; ATP hydrolysis activity. The transcript has 14 exons.
AACAUAAAUCCCCAAAUUGAAAAUUUCAAGCCUUUAGGUCUCUCUCUUACUCUCCCUCUCAAUUGACCGGCAUGAGCACUCCCAUGGAGCUCUCACUCCAAAACCCUACGUCAGAGGAGAUGAUUAUUAACCUUCAGAAUCAUUCACUGGAAAUCUCUCAUCAAAACCCUUCUGAAUCAGUGUCUUUCACCGACCAGAAUGGCGUCGCUGAGCCAAGCCUUGCAACAAAUCCUCCAUUGCCAUGCCUACACGAACAUAAAUUUCUCGUAUCUGUCGAAGUCUGCUUAAAACCUUCGAGCACAGCUCGAUUUGAAGAUGUACGAAGAGCUGUGGAACGGAUGUUGGAGAAGAGGAGCAUGAGCUAUGUCGAUGGGCCGGUCCUGAUUCCCUCGGAUGAUUCAUUUCUUCUGGAAAACGUGCAAAAGAUAUGCAUUUGUGAUACGGAGGAAUGGGUGAAAAACAAUGAUGUUCUGUUGUUCUGGCAAGUAAAGCCGGUUGUCCAUGUCUUCCAGCUAAUUGAGGAAGGACCAUGUGAGGAAUUGAGUGGAGAUGGGCAAAUGGCUAGUUUCAAUGAAUGGAUUCUUCCUGCGAAAGAGUUUAAUGGCUUGUGGGAAAGCCUAAUAUAUGAAUCAGGACUCAAGCAACGAUUACUAAGAUAUGCUGCCAGUGCAUUGCUGUUCACGCAGAAAGGUGUAGAUCCAAAUCUUGUAUCAUGGAACCGCAUUAUUCUGCUGCACGGACCACCAGGGACUGGCAAAACAUCUCUAUGCAAAGCCUUAGCUCAAAAGCUAUCAAUUCGGUGCAACUCCAGAUAUCCACAUUGCCAACUGGUCGAGGUCAAUGCUCACUCAUUAUUUAGUAAAUGGUUCUCCGAGAGUGGCAAGCUGGUUGCUAAGCUUUUCCAAAAAAUUCAAGAGAUGGUAGAGGAAGAUAACAACCUUGUAUUUGUUUUGAUUGAUGAAGUUGAAAGUCUUGCUGCAGCUCGGAAAGCUGCAUUGUCUGGUUCAGAACCUUCAGAUUCUAUCCGGGUUGUGAAUGCACUACUUACCCAAAUGGACAAAUUGAAAUCUUCACCGAAUGUGAUAAUCCUCACAACAUCAAACAUAACUACUGCUAUUGAUGUUGCAUUUGUCGAUCGAGCUGAUAUUAAAGCAUAUGUUGGCCCUCCGACCCUUCAUGUUCGUUACGAAAUUUUGAGGUCUUGCCUUGAGGAACUUAUACGUAAAGGAAUCAUAUUAAACUUCCAGGGCUCUGAUGAACUUGCUAUUCCAAGCUUUUCUAGCCUGAAAGAGAAAUCGAAUAUAACCAAUAUUCAUGACAUGAAAACAGUUCCCUGGUUCUGUAAACAAUUGGUAGAAGCCGCUGAAGCAUGUGAGGGUUUAAGCGGAAGAUCAUUGAGGAAGCUUCCAUUUCUGUCACAUGCAGCGCUUGCAGACCCAAAUGGCCAUGACCCGAGUGAGUUCUUGUGUUCUAUGAUCGAAACCGCUAAGAGAGAGAGGUCUGAACUGCAGGAAUGAACAUCUUGUGAGCCGAUAAGGCAUGAUCAACGGCAUUGUCCAUAGCAAGCGAAUACAUAUGUUCAUUAUAAAGUAAACCUUGUAGGACAAAACAAGUAUACUGAAAUAGAGUAUGAUAUGGAAGUUAGAGUUAUAAUGUUCUGGGAUUA